AUGACGGACGCUGCCUUACCUGAGUUCAAUUACAUAUUUGCAAUCGCUGUGCUGUUUGCAUUCUUAGACGCAUUCAACAUUGGUGCAAACGAUGUUGCAAACUCUUUCUCCUCAUCCGUGUCCUCCCGAGCUCUAACUUACUGGCAGGCAAUGCUCCUUGCCGCUAUUAUGGAGUUCCUGGGGGCUGUUUUGGCAGGAUCAAGGGUCUCAGACACUAUUAGAAGCAAAAUCAUUGAUGUUGAAUCAUUUGAAAACAGUCCAUCGGUGCUAAUGCUUACCAUGACAUGUGCACUAGUUGGAUCCUCAAUAUGGUUGUCAAUUGCAACAUCCAUCGGUAUGCCUGUUUCGACUACUCAUUCAAUCGUGGGAGCGGUGAUUGGAGCAGGAAUUGCUGCAAAUGGUAGCGAUCACGUGGAAUGGGGCUGGGACGGAUUCUCACAAAUCGUUGCCUCAUGGUUUAUUGCUCCUGCAAUUACAGGUGCUAUCUCGGCAAUUAUCUUUUUGAUCACUAAGUACUGCAUCCUCGAAAGGAAAAACAGUAUUGCAAAAGCACUGUUAUUCGCUCCUGUGAUUGUGUUUAUAUGCUUCUCUAUUUUGACAAUGCUCGUGGUGUGGAAGGGAGCACCAAACCUAAAGCUGAACGACCUAUCUACCGGGGCAACCGUUGGAUCAAUCUUCGGAGUCGGUGCAGUUGCUACUAUCCUUUACCUUAUUUUCUUCCACCCAUAUUUCACCAGGAAGUUGAUUCACGAAGACUGGACGCUCAAGUUCUAUCACGUUCUUGCUGGACCAACAUACUACUUCAAAUCAACGAAGAAUAUUCCACCAAAGCCAGAUAACGUGGAACUUGUGAUCGACUAUUACCGUGGAAGAAGAAACAAAACGCCAGUCGUUUUGACCGACGAUGAGAAGAAUGCUGGCGACAGUUCUCCACUAGUUGAGUUUCAGUCCAGCAACAUUGAGUCAUCUCCACAAACCCCAGAAGACAUUGGAUAUUUUGACUAUGUGACAGCAGCAGAAAGAAAGCUUUGGCGAAGCAUGGCUCUCCAACCUAAGCACUGGAUCAAACUCUUAUGGUUGCUAAUAAGUCAUGGCUGGAGACAAGAUGUUAUCAGUAACCAGGCAAACGCAUCUGGGGUUCUUGGCCACGGAGUUCAGGAUAUGUACAGCAAGUCAAAGUUUUACGACACCAAGACCGAACAUGUGUUUUCUUUAUUGCAGGCCUUCACAGCAUGCACUAUGUCCUUUGCUCACGGAUCCAAUGACAUUUCAAAUGCUGCAGGUCCUCUGUCAUCUGUCUACAAUGUUUGGAAAACAAACACGGUUGGUAGCAAGAGCGAGGUGCCAAUUUGGGUUCUUUGUUUCACUGCUGGAUCGCUUGUGCUUGGAUGCUGGAUGUUUGCAUACAAGCUUAUGUCAAACCUAGGAAAUAAGAUGAUUUUGCAAUCACCGUCAAGAGGUUUUGCAAUUGAGUUGGGAGCCGCAUGUACUGUUGUCAUGGCUACAAGACUUGGAAUCCCGGUUUCCACCACCCAGUGUGCCGUUGGUGGAACGAUCUUUGUCGGUCUGUGCAACAUGGACAUUCGUGGUUGCAAUUGGAAAAUGGUUCUAUGGUGCUACCUUGGGUGGUUUGUCACGCUACCCGUUGCAGGUCUCAUUGCGGGACUUAUCAACGGAAUUAUCUUAAAUGCUCCACGGUGGAACUAA
Ogataea haglerorum is the source of this 1707-nucleotide messenger RNA. RefSeq lists its product as uncharacterized. The record is from RefSeq and is a predicted model, not a curated record. Gene Ontology annotation, cellular component: membrane. NCBI's taxonomy places the organism in Eukaryota, Fungi, Ascomycota, Pichiomycetes, Pichiales, Pichiaceae. Bases 1 to 1707 code for a protein of 568 amino acids. Gene Ontology annotation, biological process: phosphate ion transmembrane transport. The transcript has a single exon.